Molecule: messenger RNA, 965 nt
Organism: Rubroshorea leprosula
Lineage: Eukaryota; Viridiplantae; Streptophyta; Magnoliopsida; Malvales; Dipterocarpaceae
Source: the annotation of a GenBank genome assembly
GGAUUAUUUUAAGUGUUUUCCUUGAUGGUACCAAAUCUGCAUGGCCACCAUGUCUUCUCAACAGAGUCAGGCCAUUUUAUUCUAUACAUUUUGAAGCAGUUAUUGCAUUUAUAUUUUGCGUAUUCUGGAAUAUUGGAUCAGCAUGCUAUCACUAAAUUUGCUGAAAGUUUUGAAAUGAUACCAAGAACCCCAGCAGAGAAUGCUGGGCUGAAUGCUAUGGAUAUCAUAUCAAGGCUGUAUGAAAAACAUCCAUCUGGAAAUGCCAAAGUGGGUGUUUACUUGGCAGCAAAGGGGGGGAGUGGGGUGGGCUGAACUGUUUUGCAAUCAAUUUAUGCCCAGCGACUUUUCUAGGUACUUGGCAAAUUGAUCAGUUUUGUGGUAGCCCUUUACAAUGACUAAAUCAGUUUUUCCAUGAUUAUGAAAGUGGACCACACUAAAAUGGUCAUAGCUAAACUACCAUAAUCAGAGAAGUCCUGCUAGUAACAAUGGUCAACAGAAAGGUCUACUUACAGCGAAUCUUUGGAGUUCUAAACUCAGAUGAACUAAAGUGUGACCGCUGCAUAUAUUGGCAUGGAAGUUUUCUUCAAAAUAAUUUACUUGUCUUUUCGUACAGGUUUUUUGCUCUUAAAUAUGCUGCAGAUGCUGCUUGCACCGUAUUAUGAGUAGACCAGAUUAUAAUGGCAAAACCAGCUAGUGGUCCGAAAGAGAGAGCAACCUGCCAGAAUGGAUGACGACUAGCGUCUGCACUGAAGUCGAUCAAUUGUCUUCAUAUUUAGGUUCUACAGCAAAAGUGAAAUCCGAGUGUGAUGUGAUGCCCCUUAUACGUUGGAACAAGCAUGUCGUAGAUCACAAAGAUGGUAAUUUUAUGUGAUGCCACUUACAAUGAUUAGAUCAGUUUUCCAUGAUUAUGAUAUGGAACCAAUCACAUCUUCCUCCUAUAGUUAAAUAGCCAUCCCAAAUUGUGU